UCGCCAUUCUAACUGUUCUAUCUAUCACACAGUUGGCCCAAUCCCUCCCUCUCUCAAUGGCCACCGCACCAGCUCUCUCCGGUACCGUCUUCAGCACCUCCUUCCUCCGGCGACAGCAGUCGGCGGUGAGCCUCCGCGCUUUUCCUCAAGUCAACCAGGCUCUGUUCGGCGUGAAGGAGACCGGCAGAAUCACGGCCAUGGCUGCUUACAAGGUGAAGCUCAUAACCCCUGAGGGACCUCAAGAGUUCGAGUGCCCCGACGACGUCUACAUUCUGGAUCAGGCGGAGGAAGUCGGAAUCGACCUUCCUUACUCUUGCAGGGCCGGAUCGUGCUCUUCUUGUGCCGGCAAAGUAGUCGAAGGCACGGUUGACCAGUCCGACGGAAGUUUCCUUGACGACGAUCAAAUGGAUGGCGGAUUCGUCCUCACCUGCGUCGCUUACCCUCAGUCUAAUGUCGUCAUUGAGACUCACAAGGAGGAGGAGCUCACCGGUUAAGUUUGAAUGUCGUUAAUCGAUUAUUGUGUCUCUGUUAUAUCUUCUUCCUGAUGUGUGAUGCUGCUGCUGCUUCUUCUUCCUCCUCCUCCUCCUCCUUCUCCUUCUUUUUGUUUAAUUCGUAUUUCUGAAGAAGAAUCCAGUGACCUGCUUCUGUUCCAGUAGAAGAAACAACUGAAAUUGUUGCAACUCUAAUAUUGUUUUCGCUUACUCAUUAGUUUUACUCUUUCAUAUGAAUUUUCCUUGUUCCUCCAGCUUUUUCCUUGUCGUUAACUUUUCUGGAAAUUCAUGUAGUUUUCUUUUUCUCUAUCAGUGUCAUUGAACCCAAGCUUAAUAUGUCA
Neltuma alba is the source of this 832-nucleotide messenger RNA. RefSeq names its product ferredoxin-like. Gene Ontology annotation, molecular function: electron transfer activity; 2 iron, 2 sulfur cluster binding. Gene Ontology annotation, cellular component: chloroplast stroma. NCBI's taxonomy places the organism in Eukaryota, Viridiplantae, Streptophyta, Magnoliopsida, Fabales, Fabaceae. The transcript has a single exon. Gene Ontology annotation, biological process: electron transport chain. The coding region runs from base 57 to 494 and encodes 145 amino acids. The record is from RefSeq and is a predicted model, not a curated record.